Molecule: messenger RNA, 1137 nt
Organism: Hibiscus syriacus
Lineage: Eukaryota; Viridiplantae; Streptophyta; Magnoliopsida; Malvales; Malvaceae
Product: putative anthocyanidin reductase
Exons: 6
Coding region: 1-1026 (341 amino acids)
Molecular function (GO): oxidoreductase activity, acting on the CH-OH group of donors, NAD or NADP as acceptor
Source: RefSeq, a predicted model, not a curated record
AUGGAGAAGGUCAAGUGCAAGGUAUGUGUUACAGGAGCCGCUGGAUUCAUCGGCUCUUCACUGACCAAGAAGCUACUGGAGAAAGGGCAUACCGUCCAUGCCACGCUCAGAAAUCUGGGUGAUCUUUCCAAGGUUGAGCUCCUUAAGAGCUUUCCUCAAGCAGACACAAAAUUAGCUUUGUUUGAAGCUGAUAUAAACAAACCAAAUGAGUUUGAGCCAGCCAUCCAUGGCUGUACCUUCGUUUUCCAUGUUGCAACCCCCAUGCAAAACUCUGAUGCUUCUCAGUUUAAGAACACAACUGAGGCUGCAGUUUCUGCAAUAAAAAGUAUCGCAGAGUGUUGUUUAAAAUCAGGUACUGUCAAACGGUUGAUCUACACUGCCUCUGUAUGUGCGGCGUCGCCAUUAAAAAACGAUGGGUUUGGUUACAAGGACUUCAUGGAUGAAACUUGUUGGAGACCACUUAAUCUUUCACUUGCUUACUCGAAUGACUUCUUUAAGGAUUACACUUCAUCAAAGACGUUGUCGGAGAAGGAAGUUUUGAGGUACGGGAGCAGUGAAAAAGAUGGUGGAAUGGAGGUGGUAACCCUAGCUUGUGGCAUUGUUGGAGGAGAUGCUGCUUUAUCAUAUACACCUGGAAGUGUGGCUGCUUUCAUUUCACAGCUUACAAAUGAUGCGUUUUCGUAUCAGGCUCUGAAAUAUACGGAAGAACUACUGGGGAAACUUCCGAUUGUACACAUUAACGAUGUCUGCCAUGCUCUGGUUUUCUGCAUGCUAAAUCCUUCCAUCGGCGGUAGAUUCUUGACAGCAAGCUCGUUUGUUUCGGCAGCAGAGCUUGCUGAUUGCUAUCGAUUGCAUUACCCUGAGUUUAAUGUUAAAGAAGAGAACUUGGAUGGAUCCAAAAGUGAUGUCAAGUGGGGUUCUACCAAGCUUAUCGAAAAGGGUUUUGAAUAUAAAUGUCAUUUAAAGAUGAUAAUGGAGGAUUCUAUCAAGUGCGCUAGGAGGAAUGGUCUACGAUCGGCGAAUUAGUAACUGAAGUUGGUGCAGAGAUUAUCCCCGUCAGAUCGGAUUCCGAAGUCUGCACAUUUUGGCCUAAACGAAAGCUGCCCUUAUGGAAUGGUUGAUACUGAAAAAUAGUUC